UUUCUUGCCAUUGACCCAAAAGCCAGAGAGUUGCGGGAGAAGAAGAUGAGUAAGCGCGACCCUCCCUCUUCUUCUUCUUCUUCUCUCUCGCCCCUCUGAAAACUCCGACCUUCGUCUCUGCCCCAACCGCUAUCGUAUUGGUUACGCUCUGGUGCGGAAGUGGGAGUGGGAGAUAAGUUGACCGGCUAAAGAAGAGGCCUGUUAGUUUCUGGAGUUGUUAACCCGAUCCGGUGAUGGCUGUUCACAAGCUUGGGGUAUUGGUUGAUGUGCAAAUUUGUUGAAGCGCAGUAUCAUUAAUUGAAGAACAGCUGGGUAACUGACAAUAACUGGUUGCUGUAUCUGUGAUGGAAUGCAACAAAGAAGAGGCCUUAAGGGCCAAGGCUCUAGCUGAGAAAAAGCUGCAGAGCAAGGAUUUUCAAGGGGCUCGUAAAAUUGCUCUCAGGGCUCAGCAACUGUAUUCUGAUCUUGAGAAUAUCUCCCAAAUGCUUAUGGUAUGUGAUAUACACUGUUCUGCUGAGAAGAAGUUGGGUGCUGAGAUGGACUGGUACAGUAUCCUCCAACUUGAACGGACAGCUGAUGAUGCUGCUAUCAAGAAGCAGUACAGGAAGUUUGCUCUCCAACUUCAUCCUGAUAAGAACAAAUUUCCUGGUGCUGAAGCUGCCUUUAAGCUAAUUGGAGAAGCUCAAAGGGUUCUCUUGGACCGUGAGAAACGAAAGAUGCAUGACACUAAACGCGCUGCCAAUGUGAGUACAGCAAGAGCACGAGCUGCGUCCUUUAGCAGAGCGUCAGCACCAUAUCAGUCCCAGCCGAAGGCGAAUUGGAGUGCGAGUAAUGGUGUUGAGAUCAACUUUAGGGGCAAUUUUGCUGGUUUCAGCUCCCAACAUCCAAAACCACCACCACCCCAGUCUGGGCCCAAUUGCCGCCCUACAUUUUGGACAGUCUGCCCCUUUUGUUCAGUGAAAUAUCAGUAUUACAGAGAUAUUAUCAAUAGGUCACUUACCUGCCAAAAUUGCCAGAAGACCUUCGUUGCAUAUGACCUGAAUUUUCCAAAUCCAGGUGUGUCACCCAGCAUUAAUGUGCAGAAGCCGAGAUUUCCCGAACAGGAACCCUUCCCAAAACACGGGUAUUCCAAAGUGGAAUUGGGGCCAAAGGGAGCUUCCACAGCUGAGAUUAGAAGGCCCAAGGUUCCCCAAAAGACAGGUUUCCAGAACACAGCUGCUUCAGCUUGUAAGGUGAACAAUAGAAAGAGAGCAAGGAGCCAAGAAGAGGAAUCUAGUGAGAGUGUUGACAGCGAAAGCAGCAGCGAGUCUGAUGAUGUAGAAGAGAUCAUGGCUGAGGAUGGCCAUUUACCGGCCAAUCGAAGGAGUGAGCGGCCUGUUCGCAGGUCUGCUCGCCAGAGGCAAAAGGUGUCUUACAAGGACAGCUUCAGUGACGAUGAUGACGGUGGAGGAGUGGACCUUUCAGAGAGGGCUAAAGGGAAUGGACAGCCCUCUAAAGAAGAAAACAAGAACUCGGGCCGGGAAGAGGCUUCUAAACCAACUAGACAAGAUGGUGAUGAUGAGGACCACAAAGAGAAACAAAGUGAAGGUUUUGAGGAGAGCUUACUCAGUGAUGAUGAGUCUGAACGAGAUGUUGGCAUGAAGACAGAAGAAAUGCCAGAAUCUUUUGAAUAUCCUGAACCAGACUUCUACGACUUUGACAAGGAUCGGGAAGAAGGAUGUUUUUCAGUAGGGCAGACCUGGGCUGCUUAUGAUACAGUGGAGGGCAUGCCCAGAUUCUAUGCUCGAAUCAAGAAGGUUCUCUCUCCUGGCUUCAAGUUGAGAAUAACGUGGUUAGAGCCCAAUCCUGAGACACAGGAUGGGAGCAUCUGGGUAGAAGCGAAUUUGCCAGUUUCUUGUGGUAAAUUUGUUGUUGGUCAAACAGAAGACAUUGAAAAUCGACUUAUGUUCUCUCACAGGAUGAAUUGUGAGAAAGGCAGUAGCAACACGCACAUAAUAUAUCCCAAUGUAGGAGAAACCUGGGCCAUCUUCAAGAACUGGGACAUAAAAUGGCAUUGUGAUCCUACCAAUCAUAAGAAAUAUGAAUACGAUUUUGUUGAGAUCUUAUCUGAGUAUAUCGACAAUGUUGGUAUACAUGCUGCUUACCUGCAGAAGGUGAAAGGUUUCACCAGUCUAUUUGUGCAAACAUCUAGAGAGGGAAGCACUUCCUUUCAGAUUUACCCAGAGGAACUCUACAGGUUCUCUCACAGAGUUCCGUCCUUCAGAUUGACUGGCAAGGAGAGGGAAGGAGUUCCCGAAGGGUGUCUUGAACUUGACCCUGCUUCUAUUCCUCUGAACAUUGAAGAGAUUGAUCUUUCGAGCAAUCCUGAUGUUGUGACGCAUGAGGUGGCAGUCGAGGGAAAAUCCUCUCGGGCUGAUGAAAAGGGGACGAGUAUCUCCGAGCUCGACCACCCUCCUGGUUUCUCUCCUGUUGAAUCAAUUGAUAUCCCUGACUCGGAGUUCCACAACUUUGAUGACAGUAACUCCCCAGAGAACUUCCAAAUGGGUCAUGUCUGGGCCUUGUAUGCUGACGAGGAUAGUUUGCCGAAGUACUACUGUCAGAUCGUGAAAGUAACUCCUCCUCCCCAAUUUGAGCUGCAUGUUCGGUGGCUCACUCUCUGCAUGCUUCCAAAUAAUGCUAUUUGUUGGGAAAACAAACAAAUGCCCUUCUGCUGUGGAAAAUUCAAGGUCAGGAAGGGUAGUCCCACCAUCUACACAAAUACGGCCUCUUUCUCUCAUCGGAUGAAGGCAGAACGUGGGAAGUCCGGCUUUUUCGAGAUAUUGCCUGAGAAGGGCGAGCUCUGGGCACUCUACAGGCACUGGAAUCCUCAGAUGAUGUGCUCUGAUCUGGAGAGCUGUGAGUAUGAUUUAGUUGAGGUGAUCGAGAGGAAUGAGAUAGUGGUGAAAGUCUUAGUUUUGGAACGUGUGGACGGCUUCAAUUCAGUGUUUAAAUCCCAGAUGAGAGGAAGUUCGAAGGUCACCCGAGAGAUCCCUGUGGCUGAGAUCCUGAGGUUUUCCCACCAGGUGCCCGCCUUUCAGUUGGCUGAAGAAAGAAAUGGCAGCCUCCGAGGUUGUUGGGAGCUCGACACUGCAGCCUUGCCUGUUCAUUUUUUCAGGUCCAAAUGAAGUGGGCCUCUGCGCGAACAUAGAUUCUUCCAGUCCAAAGCAGUCUCUUGUGCUUUUGUCCAGUCGGGAAAUGGUAGGGAGUUGGAAUUCUUUUUGUCCUGGGUUGUCUGCACAGUAAGACAAGCGUAUAGCUGCAAAAUUUUCUCGACUAUCUUUUGGUAUUCUGUUCGAACUUAGAUCCUAAUGUUAUUAGACGCUAGUUGCUAGAUGCUUUGCUUUUGUAGAUAAGUUAAAUAGCUUUUCCUCCGGAUUCGGAAUUCUGGAAGUUUGUGGUAGGCUUUUUUUCACCCAGAAGAAGGUGAGAAAGACAGGAUGGUAACCUUUCCUCUUCUAUAUUUAUUGAAGUCCUUGGAAAUGGAUUCUUAUGGAAUGGUUCUGCAUCCAUUUCGAUCAACCUUCAA
This is a messenger RNA of Punica granatum (pomegranate), 3565 nucleotides long. The record is from RefSeq and is a predicted model, not a curated record. Lineage: Eukaryota; Viridiplantae; Streptophyta; Magnoliopsida; Myrtales; Lythraceae.